Symbiodinium necroappetens is the source of this 4629-nucleotide messenger RNA. NCBI's taxonomy places the organism in Eukaryota, Dinophyceae, Suessiales, Symbiodiniaceae. The record is from the annotation of a GenBank genome assembly.
AUGGGACAGGACUCCUUCUAUAAGGGCAGGCGUUUAACAUGUGAUCCGCAGUACAACUAUGCGAAGACGGUGACAUCAGCUGUCUCGCCAGCGCCUAGAAUCAACAUCCUGUCAUGGAACUGCAGCGGCCUUACGCAGCUACUGUUUGAAGAACUGAAACUACACUUGAGACUCCACCCAGGUAUCCAGGUGGUCUGUUUGCAAGAGACUCACAGAGCCUUCCUGAAUGAGUGGACUGCUGAAGGUUGGACAUUUAUCCACAGUGCAGCUGCUAAGGCCCAUCAGGGCGGUGUGCUGAUGGGUUUUCGAGACACUUUCUGUGCCAAGGAGUCCCUGCGAUGGCAGGAGGUGCAUCCUGGUAGGAUGUUGCAUGUGCGAUGUUUUGCGCAAGAUCAACAUCUGGAUUUCAUCGGCAUCUAUCAGCACGUGCUGCCUUUUGACUCCAAGGAGCUUGAGAAAGCGUUGGUGAAGCGGCGUCAACUUUGGGGCAAGUUGGACUCUCUUCUGCAGUCGUUUCCUUUACGUUCUUCGGUUGUGGUUGCUGGGGAUUUCAAUUCUAACCUUUGUUCUACGGGCUCCUGCAUUGGCCAUAGUGUGCUUCAUAACUCAGCUAAGAAGUCUGUAGCUGAAGAAAGACUGUGGCUCUCUGGCAUGCUGGCAUCACACCAGUUGGCAGUGCUGAACUCGUGGUCGCGCAAGCUGCCCACGUACGUGCAUCCUUCCGGAUCCUCCCAAAUCGACUGGAUCCUGGUCCGCACCGCCCUAGCUGAUCGGCAAGCCAAACAGUGCGUCCCCAAAGAGGCGCCCAUUGCAGGAUGGCGCUCGUCGGGGCAUAAGAUGUUGCAAGCUACCAUUCCACUUCGAUGGAAGCCAUGGAAGGCAUCCCAGCAGCGGGCACGUCGAUCACCGAUCUUCACUGGCGCAGCUUAUGCACGCAAUCAGCAGCUGCAGGAGGUGGUGCAACAGGUAAGGGAACAUGUUGUGCCGGCCAGGAGAGGUGUUGAGCGACCUGGAUUUGUUGGGGCUGAUGGCGAAAUUCUUAGAUUCUGGGAAGCGCGUAGGUUUCUCGCCAGACAAUCCACGCGUAGCAUGAGGGACAUCUUUGCUAGAAUGCGACUUGUGUUACAGCUCCAGCGGCGCCGUCGCGAACUGCAAGCUACUAUUCGAGCCAACAAGCGCAAGCAGCUACUUGAAACUCUGAGUCUGGCAGAGCACUCGUCGCGAAUUGGCGACAGUCGCUCCCUCUACCAGUGUGUGAGGUGGCUUGCACCGCGUGGUGCCCGCAGCACCAUCCGUCUUCGGGAUGACGAGGGUCGGCUCAUGCAUCCUAAGCAGGAAUGUCGAAUGCUGGUUGAAUAUGCGACUGGACUGUUUCAAGCACGGAGGGCCACGGAUGUGCCCGACCUUCAGCUUCAGCCCCUGGACCCAGCAAUUUUUCAUCCUGACCAGUGGUUUGGUGCCAUAAGCAGCCUUAGGAUAGGUAAAGCUGUACCUGCUGGCAUGCCGACUGUACAACAAUGGAAGGAAUGCAAUGCCUCCACUGCCUCCGAGCUUAGUCAGGUUGCAAUUCAGUCAUUGUGCUGUGACACACCAUGUAUUCCUCAAGAGUGGGCCGAUGUGCAACUUGCCUGGCUCGCCAAAGCUGGUAAAACCCCGUCCAGGCCACAGAACUUGAGGUCGAUUGGGCUUAUGUCGGUUGAUUGCAAGGCUUUUCUUAUCGUGCUGAGGGGUGCUAUAGCUCCCUACAUUGAGGAUACCAUGCGACAGCAUCCACAGUACGCCUACCGCAAGGGCGCCUCAACUGCCGAUGCACUCAUGCGAGCAGCCGGGCAUUGCAGCUCUGUUCGCAAGCUCCUGCAACGACAUCGGAGCGACCAUACGGCCAAGAUCUUGGGGGAUGCCAACAUUCCCUUAGUAGGCGGCCUCAUGUGUGGCAUUGAUCUUCAGAAAGCCUUUGAUGCUCUUCCGCAUUCAGAGAUUCACGGCGGGUUGGUCGAUGCUGGGGUUCCUGAUGCUCUAGCUGCUGCGGUGGUGCAGGUACAUCUUCAAACCAGAUGUUUUGUGAGGCAUGGGGGAACUGAAGGGGUCACCUCUAUGACCAGGGGGCUCAGGCAAGGAUGUCCUAUUGCUCCCAUUGUCUACGCUGCGUGGUCGUGUCGUUUGUGCAAACUUCUCGAUCGUCGCAUCGUUGUCUCAUGGUCUGCCGAACACUGCACGCUUUUCGCCGAUGACAUCUUCUCUUGCUGGGUUCUUCAUACAGUGAAAGAUUUCAAGGAUGCGGUGCGCGAACUUCGCUCCCUGAUCGAGGCCCUGCAUGCUCUGGGUAUGUCUGUUAAUUUUCAGAAGUCCAUUGUUGUUCUCAGAUUGUGUGGCAGAGCUGUUGCUACCCUAAGCAAGUCGUACCUGGUUUGGCGCAAUGGAGCUCAACAUCUUCGUCUGCGUUGCGCUGAUUGCGACAUGUACAUACCGUGUAGCACAAGCAUGCCUUAUCUGGGGGCCACGCUCUCCUAUGACAACUUUGAGCUACAGACAUACAAAACAAGAGCUCAACAAGCAAAUGCUCGAUUUCAGGAACUACGCCGGGUUUUGCGUACCAAUGGUGCCAUUGCCUGCCGCCAUCGGCUUCGCAUCUACAAGGCCACUGUGUGGCCUACCUUGUGGUAUGCUCUCUCCAGUGUGGGGUUGACCGUUGAUGUGCUCAAAGGGGUCGGUUCUCUUCUUGCAGGGCACCUUCGCAAAGUCCUCAGGGUACAUGAGGAGGGCGUCAGCAAUCGUGCAGUUCUUCAGCGUGCUGAUCUUGAUCCCAGGGGUUUCUUCUUGUUCCAGGUGAAAAGCAAAGGCGAAAGCAUUCUUCAAGACUCUCGUCGUGCUGACCAUAUCAAGGUCCAGGAGAGUCGGCACUGCUAUCAUGUGUAUCAAAGAAUGCUGGGCUUUGAGGACACCCCGGCGAUGUCCACACUUAUCCGUGUUGCGAAGGCGAGCUUGAACAUGCACAUUCAGCGCAGGCGCGUCUUCAUGAUUGGCGAUCGCUUGAGAAGCACAUCACAGAAGGCACCUGCUCGCGCAUCAAAAGCUUUGUCGCCAGUGGCCAUGAUGAAGAAUCCAUGCUACGCCAAGUACGGACUGAAGAACAACAAAGUCCCCCCAUUGUUGAGCCCGCCACUCUUCGACAGCAGGGUGGCAAACUCCAGGCUCGAAAAGCCUGUGUUCGGCGUUCAGCUCCCCCUGCAUUUUCUGUGGCAGCAAGGUGCUGGCAGAGUCGUGGAUACAACGCUCCAGCUCCAGGCUGAUCACCAGACGAAGGUUUCCACUAGUGUGGACACCCGCCGACCUGACAGGAACCUGGCUACCUCAGCCCUGUGCUUCUGCAUCUUGCUCGCAAUGCUGAUGAAGUCAAACAUGAGGUUCGGGCUGUCGUUGAGCAUCACGGAGAAAGCGUUGUAUCUGGUCACUACCGUGCGGUUCUCAAGACUGCCAGUGGCUGGAUGCAUACUGAUGAUCAUGCUACGCCCUCUUCGGUGCUUUGGACAGCUGAACGCGAGCGUGACUGCUAGUAUUGCUGUUGGCCCUACGCUGCUUCUUCGGCUGCUCGAAAUGACGUCCUCGGAUGCCCCAAUGAACGCGCUGGAAGGCUCUGAGGAAUGGCAGUUCUACCUCCAGUACAAGCCGGAGGGUUUUGCAAUGGCCUCUGGCCCUCCCUCGGAAAUUUCCACAGCGGCGACCAUUGACGAAAGGGGCUCGAAGCUCCAGAAGACCAGCGAGGCCAAAUCAGGCAACGGCAAGGGUGCGGCUGGAGCCCCGGGAAGCUCUGGCGAUGGUGCCGCGCAGCAGGCGCCGAAGCGUCAGCAUGGAUCGUGGGGCCGUAAGCAGGACUGGGCCAGGGAGCAGUGGUCCAAGGAAUGGAAGGGCAAUGCUGGCUCGUCGUCUGACAACGACGAGAUCAAGGAGAUGCAGAAGGCUAUUUCGAUGAUGCAGCGAUUGGCUCUGCGUCAUGAAGACAGCAUCAACUUGUUGAAGCUGGAGUUCAGCUUUGUUGCCCACAUGCGCCUGAACAUUCCGGCCAGCGUGGUGCAUAUGCUGUACGUGGCGGCGGAUGGAUGGCGUAAACUCAAAGCCCAGGAGCCGCACAAGCUUGACAGGCCGAUGAGGACUUCCCUCUUUGUCUGCUUCUUUGCCGAGCUCAAGACGCGUAUCCAAGCCUUGGAUUCGCGCCAGGCUGAUGUUGACAAGAUGGCGGAGUUAGGAUGGUUGGUGAAAGGCGUGCCUGUCACCUGGCAGUUCUUGAAGUGGGAUGGCGCCUCUCAGCGCAACGUCAUUGACACUGCCAAGCCUCCCUUGACCAAUGCUGAGAUAUUGGAGCACAUCGACACCCUGCUCGCCAAUGCGGUCACCACUAAUAGCCUGGCCCGUUUCCAUCCCACCAGGCCUUUGGCUGAUGGAAUGCAGGGCGAAAGUAUCGUGUUUCUCAUUCAGGUGGGAAACCUUGGCGAUGCGUGCGUAAGCAUCCGCUCCAGCCUCAAAGCUCUGUGCUACAAUGCCGUGCUGCAGCUUGUUGCCACGCAGCUCAAGCCGGAUCGGGUUGCGCGCUCAACGCUGGCCAACAACAUUGCCGCCUCCAUUCGAGCCUAG